AGAAAAUGAGAUAUGUUUUAUGUCAUUGUGUUCAAAAUGGCGGAGAUCGUAUUUAAGUAGAAACUUUAGGUUUCUUAUUUCGAAUCCAUUUGUGCCCAUUUGUCGUCUCCUGGUUAUCCUUAAAAGGUUCAGGAACUCCUUUGAAUUAAGUAGUACUGAUACGACUCCUUGUAAAGUGAUAUAUUUAUUACCUAUGUCUGGAGCAGGAUCGAGUGGUACAGGGCGGGGUCGUGGUACUGCAUCUCUUGCAGAUACCAAGACUGAGAACAAAGACUCUAAACCCAAUCACAAAAUGUCAAAGGCACUGAGUACUUCUGCUAAAAGGAUUCAGAAAGAACUUGCAGAAAUAACAUUGGACCCUCCUCCAAAUUGCAGUGCGGGCCCGAAAGGUGACAACUUGUACGAGUGGGUUUCCACAAUUCUGGGACCCCCUGGCUCAGUGUACGAAGGUGGCGUGUUUUUCCUCGAUAUUCAUUUUUCACCAGAAUAUCCUUUCAAACCUCCAAAGGUGACAUUUCGUACGCGAAUAUACCAUUGCAAUAUUAACAGUCAAGGGGUGAUAUGUCUGGACAUCUUGAAGGAUAACUGGUCUCCCGCCUUGACCAUUUCGAAGGUUCUCCUUUCCAUCUGCUCACUUCUUACAGACUGUAACCCAGCGGACCCGCUUGUUGGUAGCAUAGCAACGCAGUAUCUGCAGAACAGGGAGGAGCACGACCGCAUUGCACGGCUGUGGACCAAGCGCUAUGCUACGUGAUGCGCCAGAACUGCCGGUGUGUCGUGUGACGACUGUUCGCCCAGACAUUGUCAUGUGCCGCUGAUGUGUGUAAUGAUUGGUGUGCCUGCCUUCGUAGGCACGUUUAUAGGUUUUUGAUUCCUGUAGCGACUGAUAACAGCCUCCUCCCUUCUGUGUGGUUCUGUACUUGUCUGUGUGCAUGACAUGGAUUCUUGUGUGUAAUAUAUUUUCGUGUGUGUAUGAACAUGUGAACUAAGGCUGGACAUUUUAUUAAUGUCUUUCAGAUCUCUAAGAUGUGGUAUGUGAUUAGGCAAACUCGAGUUUUGUACCUAUUUUGUCUGUUUUUUUUAUUUGUCGUUUGAUACAUGCGCUAAAUAGUGAAGGAAAAAUGUACGGAGCAUAUCAAACACUCUGCAGAUGUUUGUAACAGUUAAGAGGUUCAAUUAAUAAGUCAAGUUUUUAUUCAUGAAGUUAGUUCAUUGUCCUUCUAAAACUAGACUUGGCCAAAUUUGUUGAAAUAAUUGCUGUCUUCUUAUGCUGUUGUACAUUCCUGAUUUAUUGUUUCCGAUCUAGAGCCCUCAGUAUGAAGAAUUGUGCUGUGUUUACUGUAGUUUUCCUACAGGUGCUAGAAUGUCAAUGAUUCCUGUUCGAAACGUAUCCUGUGAAUAUGAAAUUGGACUUGUCUGCUCGUUAGUGAUAUUCAUGUAUUUCAGGUAGUCAGCAAUAUUAGGUGUCAUAUGUAAUUGUUGUAUCUCUGAAUAGCCAUGUUUGAAAUAAUGAAAAGUGCAUAUUUUUAAGUGGGCUAUUGUAAAAAUUAAUUUCGGUUUAUCACAUGCUUUGAUUAUGAACUCGUAGACUUUAAACUGUAACAGCCAAAAACCAUUUAUAUCUAUGAAUUUUUUGUAGAAUGCUUGUAAAAGUUGUAACUUAUAAAAAUGUAAAUGCUUUAAUCUGACAUGUUUACUUUUAAGAUGAAUUUUGGCUGACAAAGGGAAUACUCAUGAGAAAUGAAUUAUUUUGAUAAGUUUUCAUCAAGUUUUUGUCAAUACACAUGAUACUGUACAAAUUUUCUUAGGUUUUUUCUUUGUGUAUUGUAUAAGGAAACAACCAAAGUUCAUUAUGGUGAAUUAAUGCAUGUAUGUAGUAAUUAGUAUUUAAUGCUUAAAAAUUUACCCAUUUUGAAAUAUUGUGAACGUAUGAAUUAACGUCAUUUUCCUGAAUUCCUACAAAGUUAUUUUUUUUAGUGCAAUUAUUGUUUAUACCAACUCCACAAACACAAGUAAAAGAUAUUCUUGGACUAUGAGCAAAGUUUUUGUCAAAAGUGAAAUAACAAUUGGAAUGUUGCUGUGUGAUGUGUUUCAGUAUUGCGUCAUAAUGAAUGGUAUAUCGAAAAUAAAUGUUUCCAAUCUCAA
Bacillus rossius redtenbacheri is the source of this 2145-nucleotide messenger RNA. It is a transcript of the gene Ubc2, whose product is annotated as ubiquitin-conjugating enzyme E2-24 kDa. Gene Ontology annotation, cellular component: nucleus. Gene Ontology annotation, molecular function: ubiquitin conjugating enzyme activity. NCBI's taxonomy places the organism in Eukaryota, Metazoa, Arthropoda, Insecta, Phasmatodea, Bacillidae. Gene Ontology annotation, biological process: protein polyubiquitination. The record is from RefSeq and is a predicted model, not a curated record. The coding region runs from base 20 to 754 and encodes 244 amino acids. The transcript has 6 exons.